UCCAUGCUGGAAACAGGUGCCUUCAUCUCAUUUGAGAAGCAGAAUGCAAGGGUGAGACUUUGAAUUAGACUUAUGAUUAGUCAUACGUUAUUCUUUGUUAAUUUAACUGUUUACUCCUGCUGUGAUCUAAAGUAUUAUUAUAACUAUUAUAAUGGCAUAUGAACAUAUCAGUGGAUAACAACCUCUAUCACAAUAUUUAGUUUAUUUAGAUCUAGUAUAUAUUUAGAUUAAAUACAUACUAAAACUAUGGUUAUGAUGAUUAUUUCUAGAUGCACUGCAGAAAAAAAAAUAUCUUAGUAUCUUAAGAAAUGGAAAUACUUUGAAUAUAGUCAAAUUAAGGCAGUAUUUCCUAUAAGAUAAAGGAAAUACCAAUUAAGCAAAUUUAAGACAAUAAGCCAAGUAUAAGAUUACUCAUUUCAAGCUGGAAAUUGUCUCGUUCUACAGGUAGAUCAUUUUGCAAAUUUUUUAGCAUCUAUUUCAAGAAAAAAAGCUAAAUUAUCCAUUAGAAUAGGAAUUUGGUUAAAAUUAUUUCUAGAAAUAGGUAUAAUAAUCUUAUAUUGGGUUUAUUGCAAUCUUAUAAUAGGAAAUACUAGGUACUAGACUAUAUUCAAGAUACUUUCAUAUGCUAAGAUGGUAUUUUUUGCAGUGUGUAAUGUGUGUAACAACUGGUACCAAAGUAGAUUUUAAAUGUGCAGAAAUUUAAUGAUUUAAAUGUAUUUCUGUGAUCAAAUCGUUUCAAAUACACCUUAGAAAAUAUGCACUAUUGCCAAUGCAAUUGAUCUCAUAUGUCAUCUUCUUCAUAUCAGGGCUGGCUUUGCAUUUUUACAGCCCUAAAAUAGACCUUACACCUGUUCAUUUUUACAAGUUUGUCAGUGUUUAAAAAAAAAAAAAAAAAAAAGUCAUUAAGAUAACAGUAAUGCUGUGAGAAAAGCAUAUUGUGGCAUACUGUAAUGGAAUAUUGCUGUAUUGCAUACAUUUAUUUUAUGAAUUACAAAAUCACCAAGGUUUGGUACCAUACACUCAUUCAACAAUGUUUUGCCUUAGGAUUGUGUGAUAAUUUUCUCAUUUUAGCCUUGAAGAGGAAACGGCAAUGCCUGCGUGCAUGACACUGGUGUCUGCACGUGUGCCGUGGCACAGCCUGUACAGUCUGACAGACAGCUUGGACUGUGAUCCAGAUAACGAGGAAGAAGAAGAUUCAUCCAGGCACCUCACACCUCUGCAAAAGCUAAUGCUGGAUAUGUGUCAUGAUGAAAAAACCAUCAAACAGCUGAAUGUGGGGAAAAGGGUGGGGUUCUAUAAAGUCUGUGGUGAGAUCGGGUGUGGAAACUUCUCCAAAGUCAAACUGGGCUUCCAUGCCCUUACCAAGGACAAAGUGGCUAUCAAAGUCCUGGAUAAGAUGCGACUGGAUCUACAGACCCAGAGGAUGUUAUCCAGAGAGAUUUCCAUAAUGGAGAGCUUGUAUCAUCCAAACCUGCUUCGGCUCUACGAGGUGUUGGAGGCAUCGAGUCGAUUAUACCUGGUGCUGGAGUAUGCCGGAGGGGGAGAUCUGCACACCAGGAUCAGCAUUCAGGGAAAACUCUCUGAUCUCGAAAGCAAACUUGUGUUUGCCCAAAUCCUGUCUGCAGUAAAGCACAUGCAUGACAACAAAAUCAUCCAUCGAGAUCUAAAGGCAGAAAACAUCCUCUUCACCAGCAACUACUACGUAAAGGUGGCUGACUUUGGCUUCAGCACAAACAUCAGCAACUGCAGCCAGAUGUUGGACACCUUCUGUGGCUCCCCUCCGUACGCAGCACCAGAGCUCUUCAAAGACGAGGCCUACAAGGGGCCACCUGUAGACGUGUGGGCUAUGGGAGUCCUUCUUUUCUACAUGGUGACUGGCACCAUGCCUUUCCGUGCUGACACUGUUCCUAAGCUACGCCGCUGUGUACUACAGGGAGUUUAUGUUCUUCCCACAUGGGUAUCUGCUCCAUGUCAGCGCCUGAUCCGGGGGAUCCUCAAGCCCGAGCCUACAGAACGCUGUGCUCUGGAUCAGAUGCUAGGCUGUGACUGGCUGCUCCCAGUGGAGAUUCUGCGUCCCAUUCCCCAGUUGUACCAGCUUAACCCUGUCCAUUUGCUGAAGCUGGGGCCAGGAUGGGCAGAGCAGGAAGAGGUGCAUGCUGCCCUACAGGAACUUGGAGUCACAGAGGAACACAUUCUCAACAACCAGCGCAAGAAUAGUCAAAGCCCUUUAACGGGUAUCUAUCGUAUUGUACUCCAUCGGAUACAAAGGAACAGGGGAACUGAAUGUCUGCCUUUAAUCACAGAUGUAAUCAAAGACCCAAAGCGAGACGGUCUUCGCGCCUACAGGAAUUUACGACACACCUCGAAACUGUGUGUUAUCUCUUAAUGAGCUUAACUCUGAUGUAAUGGGUUUUACUUGUUCUAGUUCACAAGGUUCAUUAUCUUACAUGGGGAGCUCUGCUGUCAAUAGGCUAUGUGAAACCUAAAGAAAUCCUAAAUCCUAAAUUUUAAAAAAUUAGAUGAAAAUCUUAAUAUAUGCUUUAGGAAUAUGAAAGGACUAGGCCUUUUUUGGAGGCUCCCCAUAUACUAUGAUUAGACGAUUGCCUCGUCUGUUUCACAUCACCUUCUUGUUUCAACUUGUCACAUUGCUAUUAGUCCUACAUUGCCCCUGUCCCAAUUUUUUGGAACGUGUUGCAUGCAUUAAUUUCAAAAUGAGUGUUUAACUUUAAAAAAUAUAUAUAUGCACUUGAUUAGUUAAAACAUCAAAUACCUUGCCUUUAUACAUUUUCUGUUUAAAUACAAGUCAA
This is a messenger RNA of Ictalurus furcatus (blue catfish), 2807 nucleotides long. RefSeq names its product NIM1 serine/threonine protein kinase (gene nim1kb). Gene Ontology annotation, cellular component: cytoplasm. Gene Ontology annotation, biological process: protein phosphorylation; intracellular signal transduction; microtubule cytoskeleton organization. NCBI's taxonomy places the organism in Eukaryota, Metazoa, Chordata, Actinopteri, Siluriformes, Ictaluridae. The coding region runs from base 1091 to 2386 and encodes 431 amino acids. The record is from RefSeq and is a predicted model, not a curated record. Gene Ontology annotation, molecular function: ATP binding; protein serine/threonine kinase activity; tau-protein kinase activity. The transcript is spliced from 3 exons.